Messenger RNA from Penicillium canariense, 1425 nucleotides. Its product is annotated as pheromone receptor. Lineage: Eukaryota; Fungi; Ascomycota; Eurotiomycetes; Eurotiales; Aspergillaceae. The record is from RefSeq and is a predicted model, not a curated record. Gene Ontology annotation, biological process: G protein-coupled receptor signaling pathway. The transcript is spliced from 3 exons. Gene Ontology annotation, molecular function: mating-type factor pheromone receptor activity. The coding region runs from base 1 to 1425 and encodes 474 amino acids. Gene Ontology annotation, cellular component: membrane.
AUGGGGGACAUCGACAAGCGCUAUCCAGUGGUUGUUGCCAUCCAGGUUCUGUCGCUGUGUGCGAUAGUCGUCUGCAUCGUGCCACUCAUCCUGCAUGCGAAGAACCGCAACCUUCCCGCCACGAGUCUCAUCUGCUGGACUAUUGUCCUGAAUCUGCUCAACAUCAUCAACGCCUUCAUAUGGCCUACAGACAAUGUCGACUUGUGGUGGGAUGGAACUGGCUUCUGCGAUAUUGAAGUAAAGAUUAUGGUCAGCAGUUAUGUUGCUUUUCCAGGUGCCCUAGUAGGCAUCUUUCGUGGCCUGGCGAUUGUGCUUGAUACGACAAGUGCUACCCUGGUCCCGAGUAAGGCCCAGCGUUGGCGCAACCGGUCUAUUGAGCUGCUGUUCUGCGUUGUUGUUCCUGUCAUUGCUAUGAUCACACAUAUUGUGUGGCAGAAGAGCCGCUAUUUACUCUUUGCGAUUUCUGGUUGUGUUAACAAUUUCGACGAGAGCUGGGUUAGCUUCGUACUGGCAUACAUGUGGCCGCCAAUUAUCUGCUUGAUUGCAGCAUACUAUUGCUGCCUGGUACUCAUUCGCAUGCGCAAGUACCGUAGCGACUUCAGUCUCAUCCUACGCUCGGCCAACAGCAGAAUGAGCAAGUCCGGCUUCCUGCGCCUGUUCUUCCUCGCAUCCACCAUGCUUAUCGCUAUUUUGCCCAGUGAGGGCUUUGUCGUCUACUACGACCUGACUCUCUCUCUCCCCUGGCACCGGUACUCAUGGAGUCAGAUCCAUGGACCGGAGUGGUACGAGAUUCUUAAGUAUCCGACUCAGGGGCAGGUCUUCUUCGACCGCUGGACACCAAUUGCAUCGGGAUUCAUGCUGUUUAUCUUCUUUGGCUUUGGCCGCGAUGCUACGCGUCUGUACCGCAUGUUCUUCUGGCGCCUUGGCUUGGGACACUGUUUCCCGAGCCUGGCUCGUCCGACGGAUUCUCAGACUACUACUUCGCACACUAGCGGAUCCAGUUCGGCCGCUCUUGUAGCAUUAACUAUGAGCCGGGCGAAGCUUCUGUUUAGCUGGCGCAAGGGCUUUUCUCCACGUGGCCGACAAAACAGCAGUUCCUCCUCCCCUCUUGACUCUUACAGUGCACUCGAAAAGGGCACCACUCGCUCACCCUCCCAGCAGAAGUGUGACCUGAACAGGCGUCAGCGGCAGUGGUUCCGCCACCCCUGGCUUCGCUUCAACAGCCAUUCCUCGCUGCAUAGCCGCGACGAAGGUACCCUGCUGGGUGACCUGUCUGUCCCCUCCCAGACUGUCUGCACUAAUGCCUGGGCUGAGACAAGCCAACGCUCUGCUAGCAGUGAGAUUGUGGCUCCGGCCUCCUUGCAGAGCAAAGGGGUUAUUCAGGUCAAGCACGUUAUUAGCCAGCAGAGUGAGAUGGGGAGUUAG